Lepus europaeus (European hare) is the source of this 885-nucleotide messenger RNA. RefSeq names its product platelet activating factor acetylhydrolase 1b catalytic subunit 3 (gene PAFAH1B3). The transcript is spliced from 5 exons. The record is from RefSeq and is a predicted model, not a curated record. NCBI's taxonomy places the organism in Eukaryota, Metazoa, Chordata, Mammalia, Lagomorpha, Leporidae. The coding region runs from base 151 to 846 and encodes 231 amino acids.
CUGGCUGGGCCUCCGGCCUCGGCGGGAGGGAGUCGGCACCGUCCAUUGUUGCCUGGAGGGGUAAGGGUGGGCGUGGCAGAGCCGCCCCUCCUCCCGGAGCACUCCCGGGCCGACCUAGCCCGCUCACCCUGCAGGAGCUGGGGCGCCGAGAUGAGCGGGGAAGAGAACCCAGCCAGCAAGCCCACGCCGGUGCAGGACGUGCAGGGCGACGGGCGCUGGAUGUCCCUGCACCAUCGGUUCGUGGCGGACAGCAAGGAUAAGGAACCCGAAGUUGUCUUCAUCGGGGACUCUCUGGUCCAGCUGAUGCACCAAUGUGAGAUCUGGCGGGAGCUCUUCUCUCCUCUGCACGCGCUUAACUUUGGCAUUGGUGGUGACAGCACACAGCACGUACUGUGGCGGCUGGAGAAUGGGGAGCUGGAACACAUCCGGCCCAAGAUCGUGGUGGUCUGGGUGGGCACCAACAACCACGGGCACACAGCAGAGCAGGUGACCGGUGGCAUCAAGGCCAUCGUGCAGCUGGUGAACCAGCGGCAGCCGCAGGCCCGGGUCGUGGUGCUGGGCCUGCUUCCGAGGGGCCAGCACCCCAACCCGCUUCGGGAGAAGAACCGACGGGUGAAUGAGCUGGUCCGGACCGCACUAGCAGGCCACCCACGGGCUCACUUCCUGGAUGCUGACCCCGGCUUUGUGCACUCAGAUGGCACCAUAAGCCACCAUGACAUGUACGAUUACCUGCAUCUGAGCCGCCUGGGCUACACACCCGUCUGCCGGGCCCUGCACUCCCUGCUUCUUCGUCUGCUGGCCCAAGACCAGGGCCAGGGUGUUCCUCCAUCAGAGCCCACGCCCUAGGCAUCCCGUCUUUCCACAACAUUAAAUUCUCCUUCCUCA